Microthlaspi erraticum is the source of this 309-nucleotide messenger RNA. The record is from the annotation of a GenBank genome assembly. Lineage: Eukaryota; Viridiplantae; Streptophyta; Magnoliopsida; Brassicales; Brassicaceae.
AUGCACUUGGCCAAGCUUCUUCUCUUACCACAUGGAAUCCUACAAGGAGCUCACUUGCGAGUUCUAGCUUCAAUGAGCUUGGAGAUCUUGUUUGGGUUCAACUAUGGAGAGGGAACCAAGUGGAACUUCAAGGAAAAGGAACUCCAAAGGGUUUGGGCUACAAUCGCUGAUGGAGUGUACUCUUCCUCAAGGUCCAAGGCAGCUCAGAUCAGGAGCCCAGUCUUGAGGUAUGUGCACAAGGCACUUGCCAACACCUUCUUUGCAAGGAAGGCGACCGGGACAAUCAACGAGGGAACUCAAGUUUCUUGA